Molecule: messenger RNA, 642 nt
Organism: Dioszegia hungarica
Lineage: Eukaryota; Fungi; Basidiomycota; Tremellomycetes; Tremellales; Bulleribasidiaceae
Exons: 4
Coding region: 1-642 (213 amino acids)
Source: RefSeq, a predicted model, not a curated record
AUGUCCAACCAAUCCUCCAGCAACCCUGAUCACGCCGGUGUCCCUUUCCCUGACUGGUACAACGAUGCCAUCCAUGCUGAGAUCGCGGAGUUCCUUGCCAGCUUCGACGAGCCUGAGCAGCCGCGCCCUGCUUCUCCCCAGCCGGACACGCCGGGCCUCACUUACGCCCAGUACGCUCGUAUGCUCUCGGACGUCCAUGGUUCGCGGUUCAACUCGCCCGUCCCCAUUCCUUGGAACAACGGUACGGUCUCCCCUUCGCAGAUCUUUGCGCCACCCCCGAGCGAGGUCUCGACUUUCUCGGGGAUCUCCGGCUUGACCAGGGUUGCUGGAGGAUUGGUUGGACAUGGUGUGUGGGUGUUGGGACAAGUGGGUAACAAGUUUGAGACACCCAGGGGCGGGCAUCAGGGCGGUAUUUACACCCCUGACCCAGGACAAGAGCAUAUGGUCACGAGGGGGAGUGUUGGCUGUAGGAGCAUAGCGGCGCGUCGCUGGGCGACUGCGCCGACAGAUGCCAUGUCGAAGGUUGGGUGCCUUCUUUAUUCUCGAAUACGUUCUGGUCUGACAUCCGAGAAGCAGCGUUGGAUGCCUUCUCUUCAUUCUCGAAUACGUUUCGAACGGCCUGAUAUCCGUGAAGCGGCAUGA